Lontra canadensis (Northern American river otter) is the source of this 1639-nucleotide messenger RNA. RefSeq names its product transmembrane serine protease 2 (gene TMPRSS2). Lineage: Eukaryota; Metazoa; Chordata; Mammalia; Carnivora; Mustelidae. Gene Ontology annotation, biological process: protein autoprocessing. The record is from RefSeq and is a predicted model, not a curated record. The transcript is spliced from 13 exons. Gene Ontology annotation, cellular component: membrane. Gene Ontology annotation, molecular function: protein binding; serine-type endopeptidase activity. The coding region runs from base 28 to 1506 and encodes 492 amino acids.
CUUACCGAUGCUGCUGAUAAAACCGGGAUGGCUUUGAACUCAGGGUCACCGCCGGGAGUUGGACCUUACUAUGAAAACCAUGGAUACCAGCCUGAAAGCCUGUAUCUGGCACCGCCCGCCACGGUCCCCGGUGUCUACCCGGCGUAUCCAGCCCCGUACUACCCGCCUGCCGUGCCCCAGUACACCCCCAGGGUGCUGACGCACGCUUCGACACCCGCCGUCCACACGCAGCCCAAGUCCCCAUCGGGGACAGCGUGUACCGCAAAGGCCAAGAAGGCGCUGUGCAUCACCGUCUCCCUGGGGGCCAUCCUGGCGGGAGCCGCCGUGACCGCAGUUCUGCUCUGGAAGUUAAUGGAGAACAAAUGCUCGGUGUCUGGGAUAGAAUGCGGCUCGUCGGGAACCUGCAUAAGCCCCUCUCACUGGUGCGACGGGGUCCUGCACUGCCCUAGCGGGGAGGACGAGAACCGAUGCGUUCGCCUCUACGGCCCGAACUUCAUCCUCCAGGUGUACUCCGCCCAGAGGAAGUCCUGGCACCCCGUGUGUCAGGACGACUGGAGCGAUAGCUACGGGAGGGCCGCCUGCCAGGACAUGGGCUACCGGAAUAGUUUUUAUUCUAGCCAAGGGAUCGUAGAUGACAGCGGAGCCUCCAGCUUUAUGAAGCUGAACACAAGUGCGGGCAAUAUGGACCUGUACAAGAAGCUGUACCACAGUGACAUCUGCGCCUCGAAAACAGUGGUUUCUUUGCGUUGUAUAGAGUGCGGGGUCACGGGGAAGACGACGCGCCAGAGCCGGAUCGUGGGCGGGAGCAGCGCGUCCCCGGGGGACUGGCCCUGGCAGGUCAGCCUGCACGUGCAGGGCACCCACGUCUGCGGGGGCUCCAUCAUCACCCCCGAGUGGAUCGUGACAGCCGCCCACUGUGUGGAGGAACCCUUGAACAACCCCCGCUACUGGACGGUCUUCGCGGGCAUCCUGAGACAGUCUUUCAUGUUCUACGGACACGGAUACCGAGUGGGGAAAGUGAUUUCCCAUCCCAGUUACGACUCCAAGACCAAGAACAAUGACAUCGCUCUAAUGAAGUUGCAGACGCCUCUGACUUUCAACGACAAAGUGAAACCAGUGUGUCUGCCCAACCCGGGCAUGAUGCUGGAGCCGAACCAGUCCUGCUGGAUUUCCGGGUGGGGGGCCACCCACGAGAAAGGGAAGACCUCGGACGAGCUGAACGCGGUCAUGGUGCCCCUCAUCGAGCCCUGGCGAUGCAACAGCAAGUACGUCUACAACAGCCUGGUCACGCCGGCCAUGAUCUGCGCGGGCUACCUGCGGGGAGGCACCGACUCCUGCCAGGGUGACAGCGGAGGUCCCCUGGUCACUUUGAAGAGCCGCAUCUGGUGGCUGAUCGGGGACACGAGCUGGGGAUCGGGCUGCGCCAAAGCUAACAGGCCAGGCGUGUACGGAAACGUGACGGUGUUUACCGACUGGAUUUACCGACAAAUGAGGGCAAACAGCUAAUCCAUGUGCCCUGGUCCUUGGCACUGUGUCCGUGAGAAAGUGAAGGGGCCGGUUCUUCAUUCCCCGGGCAUCGUGUAUUUCUAGAAAUGAUUGGAAGGUCCUUUCAUUGUUAUUAAAUAGUGGAUUUGUCUGU